CUCACAGAGUCCAGUGUGGGACACAGAAGAUGGGUUCGCUAGUGGUCCAGUAGGAGGAGGAGAAGGAGGAGGAGGAGGAGAUCGCAGGGAUGAAGAACGCCUCGUGUGGGGUGCGCAUGAGGAACACUGCGGGUGUAGGACGGGGCACCUGAGCGGCCAUGAACGCGCAGGUGGACAGGAGCCUCCUGGCCGCGCGACAGGGGGACGUGCACGCGCUCAGAGAGCACGUCGCCCAGAACCUACUGACCGCCGACGUGAGGGACUCCCUGGGCGCCUCUGCGGUGCACCACGCCGCGCGCGCCGGAAGGCUGAGCUGCGUGCGCUACCUGGUGGAGGAGGCCGGGCUGCAGGGGGGCUGCCGCGCGCGCAACGGCGCGAGCCCCGCGCACGACGCCGCCGCCACGGGGCACCUGGCGUGCGUGCAGUGGCUGAUCGCCCACGGGGGGUGCCUCGCUCAGGACCGGGACCACUCUGGGGCUACCAUCCUGCAUCUGGCGUCCCGGUUCAGCCACUAUGACAUCAUUGACUGGCUGCUAAAGAGCGGUGAAGGAGAUCCAUGCGUUGCCACGGACACCGGGGCCCUGCCUGUCCACUACGCCGCCGCCAAGGGGGAUCUGACCUCGCUUCGUCUGCUGCUGGGCCACAGCCCUGAUGUGGUCAACACCCAGACAAAGAAUGGUGCCACGCCCCUUUACCUGGCCUGCCAGGAGGGACACCUGGAGGCGGUGCAAUACCUGGUGAGGGACUGCAGGGCGGAGCCCUCCAUCCGAGCUGCGGACGGCAUGACGCCGCUGCACGCCGCCGCGCAGAUGGGACACGGCACCGUAAUCGCGUGGCUGAUGAGCUUCACGGAGAUCAGCCUGGCGGAGCAGGACAACGAUGGGGCCACCGCCAUGCACUUUGCCGCCAGCCGUGGCCACACCAAGGUGCUCAGCUGGCUGCUGCUCCACGGGGGCGAGUCCGUCACCGACAGCUGGGGCAGGACCCCCCUGCAUGACGCUGCAGAGAACGGCGAGCUGGAGUGCUGCCAGAUCCUGGUGAUCAACGGGGCCGAGCUGGGGGUGCGGGACCGGGACGGCUUUUCCGCGGCUGACCUGGCCGAAUGUGCUGGACACACCCGUUGUGCCACAUACCUACGCAGCGUGGAGAACGUGAGCGUGGAGCACCGUAUUCUUUCCAGGGACCCGUCGGCAGACCUGGAGUACAAGCACCCCGACUCGGGCCUCUCGUCCCCCAACACCACCCUCUGCUUGUCCGCACAGCCCCCCCGCUUUGACAUGGGCUCCCCCUCCAGCACCCUGUCCAACUACGACUCCUGCAGCUCCAGCCAGUCCAGCACUGGGGAGAAGAGGAGUGCGCCCCCCGCAGGCCCCACCGGCGGCGCCGACACGGCCAUUGUGGACAUGCAGACGUACAUGGACAUGCUGAAUCCAGACGUGACGCCCGCAACGCCCGGCGACGUGUCCCCUCCCCCUCCGCCGGACUUCCCCCCGCCGCCGCCCCCCCACACCAGCGCCGUCAGCCAGUUGCCGCCGCCCCCUCCCAGCUACCCGGCGCCGAGCCCACCUGAGGAGGUCUACCUGAGAGUGAAGAGCAACCUGCGACCUGUGGAGAACGGUGCCGCCAAGAAAGAAGUGAGGACAGAAGAGAGCCCAGGUCGACUACGCCGAGUUGACUCCAACCGCAAAUCCCGCAACUUUAGCAAGCAGCCGAGCACGGGGGACUACUACAAGGCACUGGGCAGCGGCACGGCUGGGGCUGAUCAUCGCCGCGCUGGAACCAUGGCUCCAAACGAGGAGGGAUCUCUGCUGCUAGACGAGCCGAAGGACAGCAGCGCGAGUCAGGAGAACGGCACGGCGCAGGAAGUGCCCCUGCCGCCCCCGCCGCCCCCCCUCCCAGAGUUCCAAAGCACGGCUGCAUCCCCGCGGCCCCCUCCACCGCCGCCCUCGGAAGCGCCACACCUGCCCCCCAGCGAGGCCCCCCAUCGCCGCCUGUCCUCCUCCUCUGGAAGCUCAAAGUCCUUCAACAUGAUGUCCCCGUCUAGUGACAACUCUGAGCUCCUGGCUGAAAUCAAAGCUGGGAAGAGCCUGAAGCCCACGCCUCAGAGCAAAGGAUACACCACCGUCUUCUCCAGCACUGGGCACACAGGAAACAGUGGAGAGAGUCCUGUUGCCUCGCCACCUCCUACGCCUGCUGCCCCUUCUCCAAAGUCUCCUUCACCACCGCCCUCAACUCCUCCCGCAACCCCCAGCUCAGCCGGUACAUCAACACCCAGAACGCUGCAGUCCUCGCCGAGGAGUGAGCGGCCAACGCCGACGGUGAACGGCAACGCAGAGCCAUCUCCCGGGCAGACGCGAUGGAUGGGCACUGUGGAUGUGGAGGCGCUGGUGCCCACCCAUGAUGAGCAGGGCCGCCCCAUUCCCGACUGGAAGAGGCAGGUGAUGGUGCGCAAGCUGCAGACCAAGAUACAGGAAGAGGAAGAGCACAAACGGAAGGCCGAGGAGGAGGCUGCGCUCCUCGCCUCCAUGCCGGCCUGGAGGAGGGACAUCAUGAAGAAGAAGAUGGAAGAGGAGAAGGAGCAAAAAAGAAAAGAGGAGGAGCGCCUGAAGAUGGAGAAGGAGAACGAGGAGAGGUCAGAACUGGAGCGACUACGGACCCUGGGGUACGACGAAACCAAGCUGGCGCCAUGGCAACGGCAGAUCAUCCUAAAGAAAGGAGACAUCGCGAAGCAAUAGAGCGCCCCUCCCCCACUCCCCGCAUCCCCUAUUCUUCUCACCAGCUCCUGCUCCGUGUCUUCACAAAACACCCUCCCCAUCCCUGGGAAAAAGAACCACAGAAUGACCACGUGAGCUCGGUCUCCCAGCAGACGUCUUGCACACAAUCCUGAGCGUGUCGCGGCGCAGUCUCCUUGUAAAGGACUCGCGUUUGCAGCUCCGUGUUGGGAGGGCGUGCCCACACCGCGCACAGUUCCACAUUCCAACCACGUAAGCUGGAUUGGACCUCUACCUGUACUAUGACCCCGUGGACUCUGUAGGCUUAGCUGUCCCACUGCUCUAAUCUCAUUAAACGUUUGUCCAACUUGUUAGCAGCUUUUCUUUCCUCCCACCAUAUUAACUCACGCAUAGCGGUAAAUGGAGGAGGAGCUUCAGAAAGUUCACUUCCGAAUAGCCUCCCAAAGUCAGAAGGACAGACGUCCAAAGGAAUGUCAAUAGUCAUGGUCAUCCGCCCACUGGGAAAACUGGGAAAGUGUCUCGGGAAGUUCAAACAGGUGCAGCAGCACCACACAUACUCACAGGCCUAGUGAACCUCAGUAGGGUUUCUAGAAACCUCUCAGAUGUUGUUCAGCGGUACCACAUAGAGGCGAUACGGCACCAGCUCCUUCCAAAAGAAGCCGUCGAUUCAUUAGACCCCACAUACCAAUGGAGAAGCAGUGGAGGCAUCAAGACAAGGGCGUGAUGAAGGCCUGGAGGAUGGGACCGUAUCGAGUCCGAGAGAAGUUCUCUAACUCUGCUGAGAUCUUCGAGCAGACCAUCGACUCCACGAAAGCUGCAUGUUCUUCACAGACGACAUGGGAGCACAAAGC
Messenger RNA from Scleropages formosus (Asian bonytongue), 3583 nucleotides. RefSeq names its product espin-like. Gene Ontology annotation, cellular component: cytoplasm. Gene Ontology annotation, molecular function: actin filament binding. The transcript is spliced from 15 exons. The coding region runs from base 159 to 2735 and encodes 858 amino acids. Lineage: Eukaryota; Metazoa; Chordata; Actinopteri; Osteoglossiformes; Osteoglossidae. The record is from RefSeq and is a predicted model, not a curated record. Gene Ontology annotation, biological process: actin filament bundle assembly.